Molecule: messenger RNA, 4899 nt
Organism: Maniola jurtina (meadow brown)
Lineage: Eukaryota; Metazoa; Arthropoda; Insecta; Lepidoptera; Nymphalidae
Gene: HisT
Exons: 8
Coding region: 702-2120 (472 amino acids)
Biological process (GO): heme export; transmembrane transport
Cellular component (GO): membrane
Molecular function (GO): heme transmembrane transporter activity; heme binding
Source: RefSeq, a predicted model, not a curated record
CGUCAUUUCGAAACGUGCUGUCAUCCGCGCAACCUGACAUAACCUCAAAACUUAGGCAAAUGCAAAACAAUACAGCGCUUCCGUGGUUUAUUUUCCGAGUUCAUGACUGUAAAAUCGAAUCUCAUCCAACUAUUGGUCGACAAUCGAUUACUAAAUUGGUUCUACUUAAAACCAUUUGAACCAAUCAAUAAAACAUCGACUUCAGUGCGGUCUCGACAUGUUUUAUGUGUAAAUGGUCGGGUAAAAUUAAUUGUAACUUACAGUUUAUCGUGUAAAACGCGUGUAGUGCAUGUAAAGUUGUGUAAAAUUGUGUAUUUUCCGUGAUUUCGUGGUGCCGGAAAAUAACAGCUAGGUUGAUGUGUGUGCGACCAUGAACUUAGUGAUUUGAGUGCUGAUUUAUUUAAUGUGCCUUGUACAAAGGACCAACUGUACAAAUUAGAAAUUAAUACUACGUUUAUAUCUUAUCGACUCAUCUGUGACUAAAUGUAAGGACUAUCUCGGUACUAUAAAAGACUGAUAAAACUAUCGUGUAUCGUGUUAAACAAUAAUCAGGUAUUAGAAAAUAAUGUAUUGGGGACCAAUAGUGAUACAAAAAAGAUUAGAAUAGAUAUACAACGAGUGGCUUAUUGUAACGAGAAGUCUUCUGUGAUACGGUUGUACAUGAUAAUACUAAUACUAUUGAAGAAUUUAAGGUUAUUAACAUGUUAUCGAAGACAGAUAACGUUCCGAACGGUAUAUUAAAUCCAGCUGAACCUAUUAAUACUAAACUAUUACUAUCAGAUGAAGAAGUGUUUAAAAAUGAUGUGUCGGGAAGUGUUAUGGAUGCACCGAUCAUUGCAGACACGAACAGUGAAGGGUAUACAGUGUACAAGGAACGUUGGUUGAUGCUAGCAUUCUUUGUAGUAUAUUCCGCAUCGAACUCGUUACAAUGGACGCAGUAUACGAUAAUAUCGGACGUUAUAGUGAAGUAUUAUGGUGUGACGAGCAACGCUGUGUCUUGGACUUCAAUGGUGUACAUGGUGACUUAUGUGCCUCUGAUAUUUCCGGCGAGCUGGCUGCUGGAUAAAACUGGUCUCCGUGUGACAACAAUCAUCGGCUCGUUCGGAACAUGCGCGGGCGCAUGGCUGAAGGUGUUCUCCGUGCCACAGGACAUGUUCUGGCUGGGCUUCACCGGCCAGACCGUGGUGGCCAUCUCUCAAGUCUUCAUUCUGAAUCUGCCACCACGCUUGGCUGCUGUAUGGUUCGGAGCUGACCAGGUCUCGUCUGCUUGCAGUAUUGGCGUGUUUGGUAACCAGCUAGGCGUCGCACUGGGAUUCUUCCUGCCUCCGAUGCUGGUGCGAGCGCAGGGCACCAUGGAAGAGAUCGGCGCUGACCUGCAGGUUAUGUUCUACCUCGUGGCCGGCCUUACCAGCGUGCUGUUCGUGUUCAUUGUACUCUUCUUCAAAGCAGCACCGCCAAGCCCUCCGUCUGCCGCGGCAGAUAUGGGCGCGGCCUUGGACUCCAACUUCCUGCUGUCCAUCAAGAAGCUGCUCACCAACCGCAACUAUAUCCUGCUGCUCAUCUCGUACGGCCUCAAUGUGGGCGUUUUCUACGCCAUCUCCACUCUGCUCAACGAACUCGUACUCACUUAUUACCCGGGUGCAAACGAAGACGCUGGUCGUAUCGGUCUGGUGAUAGUCGUUGCUGGUAUGAUCGGCUCAGUGGUGUGCGGCUUCAUACUGGACAAGACGCAUCGCUUCAAGGAGACCACGCUGGCUGUGUAUGCUGCCACGGUCGUGGGCAUGAUCAUCUUCACGUUCACUUUGGACUGCGGAUACAUCGCUGUUGUCUACUUCAGCAGUAUCUUCCUUGGUUUCUUCAUGGCCGGCUAUUUGCCCGUUGGGUUUGAAUUCGCCUCUGAAGUCACUUAUCCUGAACCUGAGGGAACUACGUCUGGGCUUCUCAACGCUUGUGCUCAGAUAUUCGGAACGAUUCUAACACUGUUGUUCGAAUGGAUGUUGGGUACGGUAGGCGACAGAUGGGCUGACCUCGCCAUGUGUGGUGUACUGGCACUCGGUACUGCGGUCACUGCGGCCAUCCGCUCCGACCUGCGGCGACAGGCUGCGCAGAAUAAGGCCUAAACAUAUACCUAUAUCUUCUUCAAGUGCAAUCUCAUACCGUGGGCAACCCAUCGCUUAGCAUCGUUCAUCAAAUGGCGUUGUAAGAUAGCAAUACCGAACAGUCAAACUUAGACUUUAUUUUCAUAGUAUUGAGGUUCAAUUUUAAUAGUACGAAUGACACGACCUAUCAUGUCCAUCAAUCCACUCCAACCUGCGGCGGCGCAGAAUAAGGCCUAAACAUAAAAUACCUAUUGCUUAAAAAUAUGUCAUGUAUGCAAGACUACCCAUCGCCAAGUUAAUCUAAAAAGUCAGAAUAGCGCUGUAAUGUGCCAACACUCAAAUUUAAACUCUGUGUUGUUACUUUAAGGUGCAAUUUCCAUUGUGUAGUGGCCUAAAUCUCUAUAGCUUUUUCUUAGUGAUAUUUUUAACUAAUGUAUUUGCCCCGAAAUUAAACUUCGCGGCCUAUGAGUUCCCGUCGGACCUAAACUGCAAAUAAUUGUUUCAUUGCACGUCGGUAUAAGCGGCGCCGUCUGCUAACACAACUGCAAUGUUUUAGCAUAAAGAUUUUGCAUGUAAAAAAUCAGCCAGGCGCUCUCUUUAUCUCUCGCGGGAAAAAGUCCUACUUUUAUUAUUUCUAUUAACUUGACACUUGGCUAAUUUUCGGCUUAAAGCUAUUAAUUUACAAGUUAUAUGUUAAUUUUAGGUAAUUAUGUGCAUUCAUUGAAAGAAUAUGACGCUCUUGCAGAUAGAUAGACGGUUAGAUGCAAACUCACCCUAGUAGUCUUAGAGACUUCGUCUCACUUGAUCAAAUAUGACUAGGUAAUGAGAUCAACUGAUCGUAGAAGGAAAAGUUUACGAAGAAAAUAGUACAAGGCUUGCGUCAAGCAGCUCUAUUACUAUAUUCUCGAAGCAAGACCUAGACCUCUUUUACUGUCCGGUCUGUGACAUAGAAAAAAUACAUCAGCAAAAGAAUUUUUAGAAAUUUUACUAAAUAAAAGACCUAGAAAAUUUUAAAACUAAUAAGUAAGUAUAAUCGUGUAGUUCUAAUAUUAAUUAAGGACAUCUUUAAAUGUACAAUUUUGAAAUAGUAUGUGUUUUAUAAACGUGACAAUAAAUGCGUGUCUGCGAAAAUAUAACGAAAAGGAAAUAUUUUAUCUGAUAUAAGUAUACCAAGGUUUAGCCUUUAGGACUCGAAAAAAAUAUUUUGAUGUCGUAGACUAGGAGUUUUUCAUAUAAUAUUAUACCCUAAUACCAGUGCUGAAAUUAGGCAUAAGUAAAUAUUGAAAAAUUUUACGAAAAAUGUUUUGGAAAUUUUAAAAAUACAGAGAUACCUACCUAACUUUAAUUUUUUUUUAAGUGUACCUAUUAAAAUGAUGGUGAAUCAUGCAAGACUUAAUUUAUAUUGUAGUCCCUACUUACUAUGGCAUUAUACCUAUUUUGAAAAACUGUAGGUUGGUAGGUACUAUAGGUUUUAGUUACAAAGUGGACACUGCUAGUAGGACUAGGUACGAGUAGGUACUUUGUGGUCCACAGCUGGUAUGACUAUUUUUGAAAUAGUAGGUACCUAUGUUUCUACUAAUUAUAUAAUAAUUUUAUCUUAAAAUCUUCUUUAAGUAAUUCAUUUAAGUUUAAGUUAUAAUUAAUUCGGUCUACAAGACCCAUUUUUAUCUAUUCCAAAAGGCAAGUGAUUAAUAGAGUUAAGCAUUUAUUAAAUGUAAGAAGCUUGAAAUAUCAUAUUUGUGAUUUGUGAAGAUUCGGGGUACUGAAACUAAACUUUAAUUUUAUGAAUAAAAAUAUUUUAUGUGAUCUAAAUAACUUGUAGACGAGACAAACUUAGCCUUCAUUACUAUAAACCUAUGAAGCAUGAUGAAUAAACAUGGUUUUUCAUCUUUGAAACUGAGGUUAGUUUAGUUUUUUACCCUCGAAUCCUAAAAGUGCUUGGAAUAAAUUAAUGACAAUAUGUAUUGAAAGUGAUAAAUUGUAUAGCUUACUAAAUUAUGGUAAGCGACAUGUAAGCGAUAAUAAAAUAUGGCGUGCUCUUUCGACAUAGCUACUAUUUGAACAAUAUAAAAACGUAAGCAUUAUUAUUACUUAUACUUUAAUGUAUCUUUAUUCUUUAAUGACCUAGCCAGAUAUUGUUCAACAGAAAUAAAUACAAACAAAAAAGUUUCCAAAUAGCUAUACCUAUAUUAUGUUUCAAACGCUUUUAUAAAACCAUAUAUAAUAUUUAACCGCACAAAGUGUCGUCCUUUAAAUCAAAAGCCUAACAAAUUUCGUAAAUCCAGGCCAACGGGAAGUACCCUAUAGGUUUUAUUGACAGACACGACGGAUGGACAGACAGAGAGACAACAAAGUGAUCCUAUAAGGGUUACUUUUUCCUUUUGAGGUACGGACCCCUAACAAGCACCAAAUACGUCUAUUCCUAGUCGAUCUGGGAAUACUCAAUCAAAAGUUGAAUUUUUCAUCAUUUUUCCUCUCCACUUUCAUUAGUCAAACUGUUCGUGUAGCCCCGUUGGCCCCGCUAGCCGUGUCCCCGUUAACGGGGACAACGGGAUUCGAAUAAAAUUAUUAAAAACUUGUCCCGUUUUCCCCAAAACUGUUCAAUGCUAGGUCGCUAAAGACAAACUGUUUUUUUAUCUUUUACAAUCCCAAUUAUUUAUUAAUCUGUGAUUCCGUUAAUUAAACUUUUCUUUUUUGUAUCCAUAAAGAAAGGCUUGUGAUUUAAUGUUAAAAUACCUAAUAAUAUGAUUUUUCUAGUACCCAGUAUUAUUCUAUUUUAAGAUAUUGUUAUAAAUUAUUA